AUGCGACCUGCAGUUACCGACUCGGAUACCAGUACCAGCUCUGUAUUUUUUACAUGGAAUUUGAGAAGCAUGAUGUCCGGGCAGAUCAAUAAAGCUGUUCAAUCGGUCUUUAAAAAAGCAGGAGUCGAUAUCAAAGUAACCUCAACGUCGUUCCGGGAAGCUGCAGUAACGAAAGUGCAUGAGAGCAAUCCUAAGCUAAGUGAAAAGCUUGCAGGACUUAUGUCACACAACGAAUCUACAGCCAAAAAAUAUUAUCUUUUAUGGGAGAAAACGAAAGCAUCAAUUGAAGCUUCAACAAAACUUGGGAAGUCGAUGCGGAAUCAAGAUGCCUCAAAAAAAAGCGCUGAUGAAAGUGAAGCUGACGUUUCGGCAGAUUUCAAUGAGUCUGAAACUAAAAUGAGGACUCCUUGGAAAAAUGAAGAAAUACGAAUGGUGAAAGAAACCUUCAACAAAGAAUUAAAGCUCAAAACGAUUAUGCUUGGUAUCGUUCGUGACAAAGUUAAAAACAGCAAACAGCUUAAUGGAAUGUCACCAAGACGAGUCUUUGAUCGACUUAGGAAAGAGUUAAUUAAAUGA
Paramuricea clavata is the source of this 576-nucleotide messenger RNA. The record is from the annotation of a GenBank genome assembly. Lineage: Eukaryota; Metazoa; Cnidaria; Anthozoa; Malacalcyonacea; Plexauridae.